AUGUCGACUACGUUUGGCAAGGUGUUGGAUACUUGUCGGAAUAAAUGUAUUCCUGCUGAAUACGGUGAAAGUGAAUUGAAUACCGGCGAACAGUGUUGUAUUGAUAGAUGUGUUGCCAAAUAUGUCAAAGCAAAUGCCUUUAUUGGUACCAAUAUAGAGAGAAAAGGGUUUAAUCCAAAUUAUAGUAUGCCAGAAUACCAAAAAGUCAAUAGUAUGUUGGCGGAGGCAGAACGAAAACAGAAAUGA
This is a messenger RNA of Debaryomyces hansenii CBS767, 246 nucleotides long. It is a transcript of the gene TIM12, whose product is annotated as Tim12p. The transcript has a single exon. Gene Ontology annotation, cellular component: mitochondrial inner membrane. Lineage: Eukaryota; Fungi; Ascomycota; Pichiomycetes; Serinales; Debaryomycetaceae. Gene Ontology annotation, biological process: protein insertion into mitochondrial inner membrane. The record is from RefSeq and is a predicted model, not a curated record. The coding region runs from base 1 to 246 and encodes 81 amino acids.